AUGGCGGAUUCGGAACUGCGCCAGCGGAAGCAGCCGGACGCUGGAGAAGCCACCAAACCAGCAAAGAAAAAGCAGAGCAAGUCCAAGGUCGACGAUGAAGAUGCCUACUCUCCGUGGCUAGACGUCUUCCGCGUCAUCAGCUUCCUGUUCGUGGCCUCGUGUGCGCUUAGCUACUGGAUCAGCAAUGGCGAGAGCUUUUUCUGGGGCAUGAAGAACAAGCCCAACUACCUGAGGGUAGACUGGUGGAAAGCACAAUGGCAAGGUCCCAUCUACCUGACCCCCGAGCAGCUCGCCGCCUACGACGGCAAAGACCCCUCCAAGCCCGUCUACAUCGCCAUCAACGGCACCAUCUUCGACGUCUCCCUCGGGCGCCACAUCUACGGCCCCGGAGGCUCCUAUAACUACUUCGCAGGCUGCGAUGCCGCCCGGGCCUUUGUCACGGGGUGCUUUGCCGACGAUCGCACGCCCGACAUGCGCGGCGUGGAGGACAUGUUCCUGCCGCUGGACGAUCCCGAGACGGACGCCCAGUGGACCACGGCCGAGAUGAAGGAGAUGAAGGAGAUGGAGCUCAUCAGGGCGCAGCGUCAGGUGCAUGACGCGCUGAAGCACUGGAUCAACUUUUUCGGAAACAGCAAAAAGUACCACAAGGUGGGCUACGUGAAGCGGGACAAGAAUUGGCUGGAGAAGCAGCCCAGGAGAGAGCUUUGUGCGCCGGCUCAGCAGGGCAGGUCCAAGAGAAAGCCAAGGCAUUCCAAGGAAGAGAAGUAA
This is a messenger RNA of Trichoderma aggressivum f. europaeum, 768 nucleotides long. RefSeq lists its product as uncharacterized. Bases 1 to 768 code for a protein of 255 amino acids. The record is from RefSeq and is a predicted model, not a curated record. The transcript has 2 exons. Gene Ontology annotation, cellular component: membrane; endomembrane system. Lineage: Eukaryota; Fungi; Ascomycota; Sordariomycetes; Hypocreales; Hypocreaceae.